CGAUGCUGAUGCCCCGGUACACCAACCUUAACCAUCCUCCACCUCGUGCCCCCUCUCUUCCACUGCCAGCAAGGCGAGCCCUCGAACCUUCCAUCCGUCGCCCACCACCCCUCUCGACUCGCGGCACGAGAGCAGGCAGCAGCAAGGACAAGCCGCCAACCAGCAGAAGCCGACGCCGCCCGCCCGCUCCCACCCGACGACGAUGCGGCCGCCGCGGCGAGCCGCGCUCUCGCUCGCGCUCGGGCUCUCCCUCGUGGCCCUCCUCGCGGCGCGGGGCGCCGACGCUUCCGUCCACGAGUACGCCGGCGGCGGCUUCGCGCCGCGGGCCAACUCCUUCUUCUUCCACGGCGGCAGCGAGGGGCUCUACGCGUCCGACCCGUCCUCCAACUCCUCCGCAUCCUUCAUCAGGUUUGACACUGUAGUAUUCCGUCGGACUCUGGAGUCAGCAUCUAGGCAUGAGGAGAUGCAGCAAAAGACAGGUUUGGUGGAGGCUAUAAUUGUUGAGAUACAGGACAGGGACAAAAUUGGAGGUUCAUACCUUCAUUCUGAUGCAAUAUGCUGCACCCCUGAGCUUGAUAAGGAGAAAUUUUGUAGGGUAGGUGAAGUCAUCAUACGUCCAAAUCCUGAUAAUCCUGAAUGGCCUCAAAGAAUCCAGACAUUCUUUGAGGGUAAAAAUGAAGAAACCACUAUGCUACCUCAAUUAGUAUCAAUAAACAAAACAGGGAUGUAUUACCUCUAUUUUAUGUUCUGCGACCCUCAACUUAAGGGAUUGAAGAUUACAGGCAGGACGGUCUGGAGAAAUCCACAGGGUUAUCUCCCUGGUAAAAUGGCUCCAAUGAUGACAUUUUAUGGUUUCAUGUCACUUGCAUAUCUUGCACUUGGACUUCUAUGGUUCAUUCAGUUUGUGCGAUGCUGGAAGGACAUUUUGCAACUGCACUACCAUAUAACAGCUGUCAUUGCGCUUGGCAUGUGUGAAAUGGCUUUCUGGUAUUUUGAGUAUGCUAACUUUAAUUCAACUGGAACCAGACCUAUGGGCAUUACCAUAUGGGCAGUUACAUUUACUGCUGUGAAGAAGACUGUAUCUCGGCUUCUUCUAUUGGUAGUUUCGAUGGGCUAUGGUAUUGUUCUACCCACAUUGGGAGGCAUAACAUCAAGAGUUGCUGCUCUUGGUUUCAUCUAUUUUGUUGCUUCAGAAGCUCUUGAACUUGUUGAAAAUCUGGGAAAUAUCAAUGACUUCUCUGGAAAGACAAGGUUAUUCCUAGUGUUGCCUGUUGCAAUACUUGAUGCUACCUUUAUCAUCUGGAUAUUUUCAUCCCUGUCUAGAACAUUAGAGAAGCUACAGCUGCGGAGAAGCAUGGCAAAGCUUGAAUUAUAUCGAAAGUUUACAAAUUCUCUGGCCGUGUCAGUGCUUAUCUCGAUCGCUUGGAUUGGUUAUGAGCUAUAUUUCAACGCAACUGAUCCAUUGAGUGAACUUUGGCAACGGGCUUGGAUCAUCCCCUCCUUUUGGAAUGUCCUUUCUUAUGCCCUCCUUGCCAUCAUAUGCAUCCUUUGGUCUCCAUCUCGUAAUCCAACAGGAUUUGCAUAUUCAGAGGAUGCAGGCGAGGGGGCUGAUGAGGAAGGGCUCUCUCUAGUAGGCAGUGCAAUGAAAGGAACUGGAGAUAUGGUAAACAUGCAUAUCUUUCCUGAGGAUAAACGUGCAUGAUAAGUUUUGGCCCUGAAUGCAGCUGUACUCCUGGCGGAAUGCUAUGAGAAGUACUGUUUUCCUCUGGAUUCACGACUAGCUGACAUGUCAAAAUCUUGCGUAAGAUUCCAGAUGUACAGGUGGUGACUUGUUUUGAACGAUUUGACCAAGAGAUUUUACCUGUCAGUUGUGACUACUCGAUACAAAAAGUCGGCGCAAUAAACUUUCACUUUGAGAGCAUACGAGGGUUGUCUGUAAUCCUCGCGAUGGUGGUGUGGAGUUGUAGCUCGUUGAAAUGUAGCGUUGCCAGAGCUGAAAUGGAUCCCCAGUUAGCAUGGAUCUAGUGAUAUGUUGGCAAUUGCUGGUGUACCUAACAUGUUUAUUAGCAACGCAGUAUUCUUGGGUUCACGACUUGACUGUGAAUCGUAUAAAUUGUUGAGCCCCA
This is a messenger RNA of Panicum hallii, 2126 nucleotides long. RefSeq names its product transmembrane protein 87B. The record is from RefSeq and is a predicted model, not a curated record. The coding region runs from base 203 to 1702 and encodes 499 amino acids. NCBI's taxonomy places the organism in Eukaryota, Viridiplantae, Streptophyta, Magnoliopsida, Poales, Poaceae. The transcript has 6 exons. Gene Ontology annotation, biological process: transport. Gene Ontology annotation, cellular component: Golgi apparatus; membrane.